Messenger RNA from Dermacentor andersoni, 1570 nucleotides. It is a transcript of the gene Hpd, whose product is annotated as 4-hydroxyphenylpyruvate dioxygenase. Gene Ontology annotation, molecular function: 4-hydroxyphenylpyruvate dioxygenase activity. Lineage: Eukaryota; Metazoa; Arthropoda; Arachnida; Ixodida; Ixodidae. The record is from RefSeq and is a predicted model, not a curated record. Gene Ontology annotation, cellular component: endoplasmic reticulum membrane; Golgi membrane. Gene Ontology annotation, biological process: L-tyrosine catabolic process.
GAAUUCCGGUCAGGCUAGCCUCCUCGCACUCAACUGCUGUAAUCGGCGCCCCGUACGCGCCGCGAUUCUGGCCUGACCUUCGGAGGCUACCAGUGCGAGUUUCUGCUCUGUCGGGUUCGAAAGAAACUUUGUCGAAUCGUAUCUUCACGGCUCGGAUCUUCGCAGACAGCUGGACAUACCCGUUCAGAAUAGACUUCUGACAGCGACUUCUUCAGUGCAAGAAAUGACAACUUACACAGACAAGGGACCCAAGCCCGAUGGCGGUCGCUUCCUGGCCUUCGAUCAUGUCACCUUCUGGGUUGGAAACGCGAAGCAGGCGGCGUCCUACUACUGCACCAAGAUGGGCUUCGAGUACUUCUGCUACCGAGGCCUGGAGACCGGAUCCCGUAAGGUGGUGUCCCAUGCGGUCCGCCAAAACAAGAUCAUCUUCGUCUUCUCCUCGGCGCUCAACCCGGACGACGAAGUGAUGGGACCGCACCUAGUCAAGCACGGAGACGGAGUUAAGGACAUCGCCUUCAGCGUCGAGGACCUCGACACCAUUGUGAAGCGUGCCAAGGAGCGUGGUGCCACGAUCGUCCGCGACAUCUGGGAGGAGUCUGAUGAGUGCGGAACCGUGCGCUUUGCAACGGUGCAGACGUGCGGCGACACGACGCACACGUUCGCCGAGCGGGGAACGUACAACGGCCUUUUCUUGCCGGGAUUCAAGAAGCAUCCGUCCCGGGACCGCAGUUACGAGAAGCUGCCAGACGCCGGUCUCCAGUUUAUUGACCACUGCGUCCUCAACCAGCCCGACCUGGAGAUGGUGCCCACCGCCAUGUGGUACGAGAAGAACCUGAUGUUCCACCGGUUCUGGUCGGUGGACGACAAGCAAAUCCACACCAAGUACUCGGCGCUGCGCUCCAUCGUGGUCACAAACUACGAAGAGACCAUCAAGAUGCCAAUCAACGAACCCGCCAACGGGCUGCGACGAUCGCAGAUACAGGAGUACGUGGACUACUACGGAGGCGCCGGCGUCCAGCACAUCGCCUUGAACACGAGCGAUAUCAUCGCAUCGAUCACGGCAUUGCGCGAGCGCGGCAUGGAGUUCCUGGAUACGCCGGACACAUACUACACGCAGCUGCGGGAGAAGCUCAAGACAGCCAAGAUCACCGUCUCCGAGGACCUCAACACGCUGCAGAAGCUGAAGAUCCUGAUCGACUACGACGACAACGGCUACCUGCUGCAGAUAUUCACCAAGAACAUGCAGGACCGCCCGACGCUUUUCCUCGAGGUCAUCCAGAGGCACAACCACCAUGGAUUCGGCGCCGGCAAUUUCAAGUCCCUGUUCGAAGCCAUCGAGGCCGAACAGGAGGCCAGGGGAAACCUCUACUGAAAUUCGAACGACCACAAAAGGCGCGUCCGUCUCCGAGACUCUCAAUUCACGGAAUCUCUGCGACUCACUCCGAGACCAUUACGUGACCGGAGAAACGAAGAAUCUGACCCCCGAGCCUUUUGCUUUUCGUUCGUCACUGACUCGCACCGCUUUGUCUGUUUACCUCUCGAGCGUCUGAAUAAAAACACUUUGACUUCA